AGGUGCGGCGGGAGGCCACCGCCACCUUUCCGGCUUUUCCUCCGCCUGCAGCCGUCACUCCCUCCCGCUGUCAGACGCUUCGAACGGCUGCUCUUCCAGACACUUUUCUCUUCGUCUUUUGACACCUCGUUGAAUCCACGGAAGAAGUUUUGCGCUGAAAUUACACAGGAAGGAAUUAGCGUGUGCAUAUAUAUAUUUUAAAUUUUUUUAUUUUUUUUCAGCCGUGGAGUAAAAAAAAAAAAAAAAUGUCCCGUUGACGAGUCUAAGUGGUGAAAAGCGAAGGGCCUGUUUCUGUAAUGAUUGAGUAAAGCUCCAGAAAUGGCACUAAAGGCACAGGUUUUGUAUGACUUCACAGCUGAACCUGGAAACAAUGAGCUGACAGUGAAGGAAGGAGAGACGAUCACAGUCACCAAUCAGAAUAUCGGGGGAGGCUGGAUUGAAGCACAGAACUCCAAAGGGGAGGUUGGACUGGUUCCAGAAGACUACAUUGAGCUCAGUCAGGCGGUUCCGUCGUUCUCAGGAGCAGCGGUCACAGUAGCUCCCGGUAAUGUGACGUCUGCGGACCUGUCCUUCUUUGACACGUACGCCCCCUCAUCAGCACCUGCACAACACCAGGUUGAUACUGGGGAAUUGAGUCCUCAGCCAGACACCCCUGACACCCCAGUUUCCCCCUACUUUCCAUACCAUGGCGAGGCUAGUAACGGUAAUGAUCCCUGGUCAGCAUGGAACACAGAUCCCGCACGGGGUUCUUCCAACAACUGGGCAUCUAAUCCAGAGGCCUCCCAGACUGGGAGGAACUCUACUGCCGAUCCAUGGGGCUCUGUUGGCCAGAACCAUCCUCAGGCGUACCAGGGACCAGGAGCAGAGGAUGACGAGUGGGAUGAUGAGUGGGAUGAUGUGAAGUCUUCUGGAGGUUACGCAGAGUCAGAAUCUGGAGAGAGUGGAGCAAUCUCAAGGAGCGGCGCUCACGGGUCGUCGAUGAAAAUCUCCCUCAACAGGUUCCCUGGGUUCUCCAAGUCUGGUCCAGAGCUCUACCUGCUGUGCAAGCAGUCUGCUAAAGGCAAAGACAAGCUGACAGUCUAUAUAGGAGAAGUUGGUCCAGUGUGGUUUUACCCAGAAACCCAACUCGAUUGCAUCGUGGCCCAUCCCAAGAAAGGCUCAAAGAUGUAUGGCCUCAAGAGCUACAUCGAGUACGAAGUCACACCCAGUACCACAAACCGCCCUGUCAAUCACAGAUAUAAGCACUUUGAUUGGCUGUACGAGCGACUUCAUGAUAAAUUUGGGUCAACCAUCCCCAUCCCUUCUUUACCAGAUAAACAAGUAACUGGGCGUUUUGAGGAAGAGUUUAUUAAGAUGCGUAUGGAGCGGUUGCAGGGUUGGAUGACCAGGAUGUGCAGGCACCCGAUUAUUUCCAGCAGUGAAGUAUUCCAGCUUUUCCUCUCCUACAAGGAUGAGAAGGAUUGGAAGAUGGGCAAAAGAAAAGCAGAGAAGGACGAGACGGUGGGAGUGAUGAUUUUCUCCACAAUAGACACCGAAGCUCGAGAUCUGGAACUUCCCGAUGUUGAAAACAAAUGUGAGCAGUUUAGCAGGUUUACCAAAGCCAUGGAUGACGGUGUGAAGGAGAUCCUCACAGUGGGCCAUGAGCACUGGAAACGAUGUACAGGACCUUUACCAAAAGAGUACCAGAGAAUCGGCAAAGCCUUCCAAAACCUGUCGUCUGUCUUCAUCAGCAGCGGGUACCAAGGUGAAUCAACUCUCACUGACGCCCUGACGGCAGCAGGAAAAACCUACGAGGAGAUCGCUCAGCUGGUGGCAGAGCAGCCCAAGAAAGACUUGCACUUCCUGAUGGAGACCAAUAAUGAAUAUAAAGGUCUUCUGGGAUGUUUCCCAGAGAUCUUUGGAGAUCAUAAGGCGGCCAUUGAUAAGGUGAAGGAAGCCGACAAGUUGGUGGCUGCAAAUAAAAUUACAACUCAGGACAAAGUUACAAUGGGCAAACGACUCAGCACCAUGUCUUACUCAUUACAAGCUGAGAUGAACCACUUCAAUAGCAACCGUAUCUAUGACUACAACAGGGUGAUGCAGUUGUACCUGGAGGAGCAAGCCAGGUUUUACGAGAUGAUUGCUGCCAAGCUGAGACAAGCCCACAGUCAGUUCACCACCAUGUAGAAGCCGCGGCAGAAGACUUGGACCUGCUCUGCACCCAAAAUAUUCCUCCUCAUAGUGCCUUGUCUCCUUCGGCUCAUUUCUUUCUUCCUGUCUUUGCUCGUGCAGACUGUCCCAGCAGCUCUCAGCGCUUUUCUCUACCUGCUCACAGAGAUGCGCCGAUGUAAAGUUGCGCACCGACUCGGCUCACCUGAGAGCGACACGUUGUCCCACCUCUUCCUGUUCCUCUUGCGUCACACGUGUGGGUUUUCACCAGAACUCCACCAGUGAUGCAACUGUGACGCCCCAUGUAGCUCCGCCCGUUUUUCUCACUCCGCGUUACAGCUGGUCUGUGUAACACGGAUCCCGUUGACUCUGAGACGGGCCGUCUGCAUGUCGCGGACGUUUUUGUUCAUUUGCUGUUUUGUGGGAUGAAGUACUUCAAAACAGCAGUGAGGCUUUAUACACUUUAUUUUCUGCUCACUCGGCUGUUUGUUUCUUGGAGAAAAAUAUCCUGAAAUGGUCAAACGGUGUUUGUCUGGUUCUUCAUUGGUUUUGUUGGUUACGUUUGGGUCACGUUGGUUGUGUUUGUGAAGCAAGAACCCGUUUAACCAGAAUGUUGGCUUUUGUAAUAAAGUGUGAAGAUGACGAUGGCACAUUUUUUUCAUUUUUCACGCAUGAUUCUAAACCUGGGUGACAUCACAAGGAGAUGAAGUAACUAUGGCAACAUGUUUACCUCCAAGGAGGUUGUGUGAUCACUGACCAGGAUCGCUCAGGAAGUGAGGGACAUUUUCACUGAGGUUUAGGGAAGAGGUGGGAAUUUUGUGAAGGAAACAUUUAGAAGCCAAUGCAGGCGUUUUAAGUGUAUUUCGUUUUUUUGUUCUGUUACUGCAGCAUUUGGACGUGAAGUCAAACUCCAGAUGUCUUAGUUCUCACACGUCAGUUACUCAAGUUCCAGUUUUAUACAAUUAUAAAGAAAUCAGGGAAUAGAAAGAUUUAUGGAAAAAGAAUUGGUGGAGCUCAGAAAAUGAGUGGAAAUCUGGACUGGACAAGGUUUAGCAUUCAGGAAUGAUCCAACUUUGUCAAUAAAGACCUGAUAUUUCGGGAGGAGAAUGAAGAUUUAUCGAAAUCAAAGCAGUUAACGAUUCUGCUUCUUGGACUACUACUUCAUCAUCAACGCCUGAUCAGUUUGCUUCGGACAAAUGUAGGAUUCCACAUGUUUUCUGGAUCACUGCAGCCAUCUUUGUUUUUGUUUUUUGUUUUUUUUUUGUAGAUGCAGUUUGUCACAAAAACAUGCAGGCGUUGAUAAGAGGAGCUAAUAGCGUCUGAGCAUUUCCAAUCUCUACUUAAACUCGGGUGUUUGAGGUCAAUAUGUUUAUCAGGAAGAUGAAAUAAAAAUAUGGCACCAUGUUGGUGUGUGCCAGUUAUAAGGUUUGGAAAAAAAAAAAAACAUAUGCAAAUUCUUUAAAGCUUUGGUGCAUCUGAUUGAUCUGCUUUCCUCUCAGUGAAGUCGUGUCCGGUUCUUGGCCGUUAUCCGUGACGCCUCCGGUGUAAAAGUUGUGCCAAAUGAACAUGCAGAGUUCCAACAGUCCCGUAGAAGCAGCUGUGACUGAGCAUAUCGUCUUCUGUCCAUGUUGUGGGCUUUCUCCUCCAUUGUCCUUCACUUCCUGAAUGGUUUUGAAGCUCCGCCCUUCCUGUCUGUAUCUUCUGUCUUCUACGAAAAUAGCCCCCCCCCCGCUGUUUACAUUUGAGAGAGAAGUCGGCGUGUGGAAUAAACUCAGUGUAAGUUGUUUAUUCUUGUCUUCACGUCGCUGCUGCUCCUUUCACACAUGACAGCAACGCUCUCGCUACAGUGAUGUGUUCAGGGUCCGGCGCUCGGCUCUGUCUGCAUGUUAUGUUUGUCACGAUUAAGAGUCAGUCUGAGAAAAUGUUCUCCAUAUUCCACCUGCAAAUGUCUUGUUUUGUUCAACUAAUGAACCCAAAGUCCCAACUGCGACGUUGUCAACGAUGUUAGUGAUUACUGAAAAGAACCAAAUGCUGAUGAUGGAGAUGGUGUUUGGCGGUUCCCGAUGACUUUUCUGUUGAUUAUUUGAAUUAUGGGUUCCAGCCGUCGGCUGAGCCGUGUGUGUUUUAUUAUUAUUGUUAUUAUUUCUUGUCUAUGCAUUAUUGCUUUGACCGGCCUCUUUGCAAUCACUUAGUAAAUUUAUGUAUUCUGACCGAUCAGGUGCUCGUUGGUCUCUGAGAUAUUAUUUUAUGUAUAGAAAUAUUUACAGCACAGCAUCAGAGGAUUUAUUAAACAGUGAUUUGUACUCUGU
Molecule: messenger RNA, 4457 nt
Organism: Thalassophryne amazonica
Lineage: Eukaryota; Metazoa; Chordata; Actinopteri; Batrachoidiformes; Batrachoididae
Gene: snx9b
Product: sorting nexin 9b
Exons: 19
Coding region: 319-2166 (615 amino acids)
Biological process (GO): endosomal transport; plasma membrane tubulation; protein transport
Cellular component (GO): cytoplasmic vesicle; plasma membrane
Molecular function (GO): phosphatidylinositol binding; protein binding
Source: RefSeq, a predicted model, not a curated record